GUCACGUAUGUCAUUUGUCAUUUCACAACAGAGACACUUUUAAUGUAAAUUUUUGAUACAAAUUUUAAUAAAUUUAAAAAAACAAAGACAAUUUAUACGGUUUAUAAUUAAUUGAAGCAAUGUGGAAAUUUAUUAUCGUCGCGCUCGUCACCUUUUCGGCUGUUGGCAUUCUGUCAGACAAUUUUUCGCGCGUUGAGGAUCAUCUGAUCGUGAAGCGGCAAAGUAAUUUUGAAUUUAUUAUCCUCCACAACAACGACAUGCAUGCCAGAUUCGAGCAGACGAACAUGAAGAGUGGCACCUGUUCCAAGGACGACGCCAAGAAGAAUAAGUGCUGUGGGGGAUACGGCAGGGUGGCUAACAUAGUUCGCAAAUAUAGGAAAGCAGCUGACAGUGGCGGUCUACCUGUGAUAUUUCUGAAUGCUGGAGAUGUAUACACCGGAACAGCCUGGUUCACCAUUUUUAAGCACGAGAUUGUUACAGAUUUUAUGAACAAACUGGCACCAGAUGCUAUUUCUCUGGGUAACCAUGAGUUCGAUAAAAACAUUGCGGGCUUAGUGCCAUUUUUGAACGGGGCCACCUAUCCCAUUUUGGCCUGUAAUCUUAACACAAAGGGGGAACCCGACGUCGCAUCGUCCAAGCUUGCAAAGUCCACAAUCCUAACCGUAAAGGAUGUAAAAGUAGGAGUUAUUGGCUUUCUUACUCCAGAUACCGCAUUUUUGGCGGCCAAGAAUAAACUUGUGUUCUACGAUGAGAUUCCUUCCAUAAACGCUGAGGCAAAGAAACUGAAGAGUCAGGGAAUUAAUAUUUUAAUUGCUGUGGGCCACUCUGGUUACAAAACGGACCAGGAGAUUGCCAAGAAUUGCCCUGAGGUGGAUGUGGUCGUCGGUGCGCACUCCCACACUUAUCUGGAUGCCAAUAAGCCGGUGGCGGAUAUCAAGGAUAGUUCGCCCGAAGCGGUCCGGGGUCCCUAUCCCACGGUUGUGGUCCAGAGUAGUGGGAAAAAGGUACCAGUGGUGCAGGCAUAUGCCUUUACCAAAUAUAUGGGCAAACUUAUAGUGAAGUUUGAUUCCAAAGGCAAUCUCAAAGACUUCAGUGGCGCGCCGAUAUUGCUGGGACCCAAAAUGCCACAGGAGCAGGAUAUGCUUGAUUUACUCGAAAAGUAUCGUCCCAAGGUCGAGGAGUUAGAAAGGACCAUAUAUGGGAAAACAAAUGUAUUGCUUGAGGGUGGAGGCAUUUGCCGCAAUCGGGAGUGCAACUUGGGAAAUUUGAUCUCUGAUGCCAUGGUGUUCACGCGAGUAUCGGAAAAUGAGGGCAAUCACUGGACGGACGCACCUAUUGGCUUAAUUCAAGGGGGAGGAAUAAGAGCGUCUAUUGAAAAGGAAGCCGACAGAAACAUAAAUGGUGCCACUUUGAUGACAGUCCUACCAUUUGAAAACGACGUGAUGAUGACCAGAAUCAGUGGAAAGAAGCUUAUGGCUGCUUUGGAGCAUUCAGCCACGACCAGACUUCGAGACUCGAAUGGGGGAUUCCUUCAAAUGUCUGGUUUAAAGGUGGUGUACGACUACAAUAAUCCAGAAGGAAAACGAGUGGUGUCAGCCUUGGCUCGGUGCUCCAACUGCUCGGUGCCGGUCUAUGAACCCAUAAAGGAGGACGCCAAGUACCAGGUGAUUGUUUUAGAAUACGUCCUGGAAGGAGGUGAUGGAUAUGAUCUAAACGAUGAUGAUAAUCCCCAUAAUGAGCGCCUGUUGUUGAACGACAUCAAUUGCGCCAUAAAUUACAUUAAGCUUCAACAAUUCGUGUACCCCAAGAUGGAGGAACGAAUAACGAUUGUGGAAAGCGACAGAGCUUCCAUGCCAAGAAGUCCUUUUGCCUUUUUGCUAAUACUAAUAACCUCCCUUCAGAAUAGGUUUUUUUAAAAACGGAUUCUCAAAAUUAUAUAACUUUUUUAGGAAAGUUUAAUGUUGAAAAAAGUCAAAUAUAACUCGAAAAACUUUUUCUUAUUUUA
This is a messenger RNA of Drosophila ananassae, 2005 nucleotides long. Its product is annotated as protein 5NUC. The record is from RefSeq and is a predicted model, not a curated record. Gene Ontology annotation, biological process: AMP catabolic process. Gene Ontology annotation, cellular component: plasma membrane. The transcript has 6 exons. Lineage: Eukaryota; Metazoa; Arthropoda; Insecta; Diptera; Drosophilidae. Bases 120 to 1916 code for a protein of 598 amino acids. Gene Ontology annotation, molecular function: nucleotide binding; metal ion binding; 5'-nucleotidase activity.